Molecule: messenger RNA, 3909 nt
Organism: Uranotaenia lowii
Lineage: Eukaryota; Metazoa; Arthropoda; Insecta; Diptera; Culicidae
Gene: Hem
Product: membrane-associated protein Hem
Exons: 3
Coding region: 176-3544 (1122 amino acids)
Biological process (GO): cell migration; neuron projection morphogenesis; cell morphogenesis
Cellular component (GO): SCAR complex
Source: RefSeq, a predicted model, not a curated record
CAGCUCACCAGCAUCGAAAAUUUUUAUGAUUUCUCGUCGCGUUUAUGCUCUCAUAAUGGAAUCCGAAAAAUUCCAUUAUAAUUUGUAGUUUUGUGGUGGUAAAUCGUCAAAUUUGUGCGAAUAUUAUAUCUCCUUAGUAAGCUGAAGAAAACCCAAAUAGCAUCAACGGUUCACAAUGGCUCGACAACUAAAUCCUAACCAGCAAAAGAUAUCGGAAAAGCUGAUCAUUCUUAACGAUCGCGGCGUUGGGAUACUGACUCGAAUCUACAACAUCAAGAAAGCAUGUGGCGACACCAAAUCCAAACCUGGAUUUCUUUCCGACAAAGCCCUCGAGUCCUCUAUCAAGUUUAUCGUCAAAAGAUUUCCCAACAUCGACGUCAAGGGAUUGGCAGCAAUUACCAACAUCAAAUCGGAGAUCAUUAAAUCUUUGUCACUCUAUUAUUAUACGUUCGUUGAUUUGCUGGAUUUCAAGGACAAUGUUUGCGAAAUUUUAACCACCAUGGAUGCGCUGCAAAUCCACCUGGAUGUUACUCUUAAUUUCGAACUUACCAAAAACUAUAUGGAUUUGGUAACAACUUACGUGUCAUUGAUGAUUCUACUGUCUCGAGUAGAAGACAGGAAGGCUGUUCUUGGUUUGUUCAAUGCUGCAUUCGAAAUGCAAAAUCAGCAAAGCGAUCAAAGCUUCCCACGAUUGGGUCAAAUGAUAAUUGAUUACGAUGUCCCUGUGAAGAAACUGGCUGACGAGUUUAUACCUCAUCAACGACUGCUGUCUAGUGCAAUAACAUCGUUAGCGAAGAUAUACCCAAUGCGAAACUUGAGUGCCGAAAAAUGGCGCGAGUUGCAGCUACUCAGUUUGGUUGGAACACCGGCUACUCUUUUGAAGGCUGCCAAAACUGACACCAUGUCUUGCGAGUAUGUUUCUCUAGAAACGCUUGAUCGCUGGGUUAUUUUCGGAUUAAUGCUGCAGCACCAAUUACUUGGCCAUCAAGAUUUAAUAACCUCGAUGUGGAUUUCCGCACUAGAUUCCAGCUGGGUCGUUGCCUUGUUUCGAGAUGAAGUCAUCUACAUUCACCAGUACAUCAUAAACACGUUCGAAGGCAUGAAAGGCUACGGCAAACGAAUAUCCGAGGUUAAAGAGUGCCAGAACCAAGCACUACAAAAGGCAGGUCUAUUGCACCGAGAAAGACGAAAGUUUCUUCGCACAGCGCUAAAAGAACUUGCUCUGAUUAUGACAGAUCAGCCGGGAUUGUUGGGACCCAAGGCGUUACUCGUUUUCAUAGGACUAUGCUAUGCGCGGGAUGAAAUUUUGUGGCUACUUCGACACAACGAUAACCCGCCAGUUGUGAAGAACAAAGGCAAAUCCACAGAAGAUUUAGUGGAUCGCCAAUUGCCCGAACUCCUUUUCCAUAUGGAGGAAUUAAGGGCGUUAGUCCGCAAGUACAGCCAAGUUAUGCAGCGGUACUACGUGCAGUAUCUAUCGGGCUACGACGCUCUAGACCUCAACCUUAAAAUGCAGCAACUGCAGGUUUGCCCGGAAGAUGAAAGCAUCAUUUUAUCCUCACUUUAUAAUUCGGCUGCAUCUCUGAACGUAAAGCAGGUGGAAGAUAAUGAAACUUUCGAUUUCCGGGCAUUCCGUCUGGAUUGGUUCCGCUUGCAAACCUUUAUGAGUGCCAAAUCAGCGAUUCGAAUCGUUGAUUUCCCAGACCUAGCACGGCUGCUGGAUUCAAUGAUUUUCCAUACAAAGAUGGUUGAUAAUUUAGAUGAAAUUUUGGUUGAAACGUCAGAUUUGUCUAUUUUCUGCUUCUACAACAAAAUGUUCGAAGACCAAUUUCACAUGUGCUUGGAAUUCCCAGCACAAAAUCGAUACAUAAUAGCAUUCCCACUGAUCUGCAGCCACUUCCAGAACUGCACACAUGAGAUGUGUCCCGAAGAAAGACACCACAUUCGGGAGCGGUCCCUUUCGGUGGUUAAUAUGUUCCUGGACGAAAUGGCCAAAGAAGCGAAAAACAUCAUCACAACCAUUUGCGACGAGCAGUGUAUGAUGGCGGAUGCGUUACUACCAAAGCAUUGCGCGAAAAUUUUAUCUGCCGCCGCUAGCCGAAAAAAGAAAGAUAAAAACAAGAAACACAUGGAUGACAUACGUAGACCGGGAGACGAAAGUUAUCGAAAAACUCGCGAAGAACUCACUAAAUUGGAUAAACUCCACAUGGCACUCACGGAACUUUGCUUUGCUAUUAACUAUUGUCACACAGUCAAUGUUUGGGAAUAUGCAUUUGCUCCUCGUGAGUAUCUUUGUCAGCAUCUGGAAACACGCUUUUCCCGCGCCCUGGUCGGCAUGGUUAUGUAUAAUCCGGAUACUAUGGAGAUAGCCAAACCUUCAGAACUCUUAGCCUCCGUGAGAGCAUAUAUGAAUGUUCUUCAAACGGUUGAAAAUUAUGUUCAUAUUGAUAUAACUCGAGUGUUCAACAACUGUUUACUUCAACAAACGCAAGCCCAAGAUAGCCAUGGGGAGAAAACGAUUGCAGCUCAUUACAAUACCUGGUAUUCAGAUGUGCUUCUUCGUAAAGUGAGUGGUGGAAAUAUCGUAUUUUCACUCAAUCAAAAAGCCUUCGUUAGCAUCACAGCUGAAGGAUGCAUUCCAUUCAACCCGGAAGAAUUUUCCGAUUUCAACGAACUACGGGCUCUAGCUGAACUGAUAGGUCCCUACGGAAUUAAACUGCUGAACGAAUCACUCAUGUGGCACAUAGCUAAUCAGGUACAAGAACUCAAACGAAUGGUAACCCUAAACAAGGAAGUUUUGAUAAUUUUGCGAAGCAAUUUUGACAAACCGGAAAUAAUGAAAGAACAAUUCAAACGGCUUCAACAAGUGGACAAUGUUCUGCAGCGGAUGACCAUAAUAGGAGUCAUCCUAAGUUUUCGCCAGCUUGCCCAAGAAGCACUCGUAGAUGUGCUUGAUUCUCGAAUACCAUUUUUGCUUUCUUCGGUAAAAGAUUUCCAAGAGCAUGUGCCGGGAGGAGAUCCUCUUAAAACCGUGUCUGAAAUGGCCUCAGCUGCAGGGCUUAAGUGCAAAGUUGAUCCAGCUCUCCUUAAUGCCCUCAAAGCACAGAAACCGGAGCUGGACGAAGGCGAACAUCUGAUCGUUUGUCUUCUUAUGGUAUUCGUAGCUGUGUCGAUUCCAAAGUUAGCCAAAAAUGAAAACUCGUUCUAUAGAGCCUCUCAAGAAGCACAUACGAAUAACACCCACUGCAUGGCUGUAGCUGUAAAUAAUAUUUUCGGUGCUAUGUUUACAAUCUGCGGCCAGAAUGAUAUCGAGGAUCGGAUGAAAGAAUUUUUGGCUUUAGCCAGUUCCUCCUUGCUUCGACUUGGACAAGAAUCAGAUAAGGAAGCGAUUAAAAACCGUGAAUCAAUCUACCUUCUGCUGGAUCAGAUUGUACAAGAAUCGCCGUUCCUCACAAUGGAUCUAUUAGAGUCGUGCUUCCCGUAUGCUUUGAUCCGGAAUGCAUAUCAUGCCGUGUAUAAACAAGAGCAAUUGUUGAUGCAUUGAAAUGACAGUACGUAUUGGUAUAUUUCUUUGCAAUAACCAUCUACAUAUUUAGCAAGCUUCAAUCGAGAAAUAUUACACAUUCUCCAUUAUUCGCAAAGAUGGUUUAUUAUCUACCUUCAUGUUGACAGUGUGUGAGCAUUCAAAAUAAAAUAUUAUCUACACAUCUUCAUAAGCCAACUAAAUAUUUCAAACUUCAAUGAAGCAUCAAAAAAAUGUCUUGUUUGAUUGUAAAACUUUCCAAACAUCUAAAUUAUGACAUCCAUAUAUUAUUAUCAAAUAUUAUAUAAGUAAGUGCUAAAAGUGAAACCCAACAUUAAUAAAAGGCAAUAUUUCAUAAUAUUAUAAUAAAUAUUUAGUAAAAGCUA